Plasmodium falciparum 3D7 is the source of this 1350-nucleotide messenger RNA. RefSeq names its product RING finger protein (gene RNF5). The record is from RefSeq and is a predicted model, not a curated record. Lineage: Eukaryota; Apicomplexa; Aconoidasida; Haemosporida; Plasmodiidae. Gene Ontology annotation, cellular component: endomembrane system; endoplasmic reticulum. Gene Ontology annotation, biological process: protein ubiquitination; ubiquitin-dependent protein catabolic process. Gene Ontology annotation, molecular function: metal ion binding; ubiquitin protein ligase activity.
AUGAAUGGUCCAGAAGAAGAUUAUGAUUCUCUUUAUGACAUUAUGUAUGAUUAUGAUAUAAACGAUGAACAUUUUAAUCAGCAUAGGAAUUUAAACAAUAUUAACAUAAAUGAUAAUGUAUCUGAAAAGAAAAUUCAUUCUGAACAAGUUAUCCCUUUAAAUAAUAAAUAUGAAAAAGAAAAGGAAAACUAUAAUAGUAAUAUAAUAAAAAAAAACUAUGAGCAAAAUGAACAAGAGCAUAUGGGGAACGAUAAAAACGUGCAUUCAUUAUUAUCAGAUAAUUUAAUUGACCAAGAAAAAAAACAAUUUAAUGAUAAUAAGAAUGAUUUGUAUGCCGAUAAAGAUAUUAUUAAUAAUAAUAUAUAUUAUAUGAAUGAAACAAAUAUACCGAAAGAUAAUAUUAAAUUGGAAGAACAUAAUGAUAAUAGUAAUAUGGAGUACACAAUAAAUAACGAACAAAGAAUUCAUAAUACUUAUGAUAUGACAAGUGAAAAAGAAAAUGAAAAGGAAAAUCACGAUGUAGAAGAUAAUUCGAAAUUAAAUACUUUUAAUAAGGGUAAUAAUAAAUAUUCUUUUAAAUAUGGUGAAAUAUACAAUGAUACAUGUACUGAUAUUAACAUUAGUACUACAUAUGAUCAGGGUAAUAAAGAAAAGGAAACAGAUGUUAAUGGAAAUAAGAAUAAUAUUAAUAUAACCGAGGAAAAAGCAUAUGAACAUCAUGACAAGGAGGAAGAUAUUAAUGCAAAUGAAAAUAAUAAUUGUGAGCAAAACGCAAAUGUUAAAGAUAAUAAUAAUAAUAAUAAUAAUAAUAAUAAUGUAAAUAAGCCCAAUACGGCUACAGAAAAUGAAAGUAGAAAUACCUUUGAAUGUAAUAUAUGUUUUGAUGAUGUGAGAGACCCGGUAGUUACAAAAUGUGGUCAUUUAUUUUGCUGGCUAUGCUUGUCAGCAUGGAUAAAAAAAAAUAAUGACUGCCCUGUAUGUAAAGCUGAAGUAUCCAAAGAAAAUGUUAUUCCCUUAUAUGGAAGAGGAAAAAAUAGUAGUGAUCAUAAAUAUGCACAACCAGAAGAACCUAGACCAACACCUAAAAGAAAAGAAGGAGUAAGAAGAAAUAACACCUAUUCUAAUAAUUUAGGUUUAAGAGCUUCUUUUGGUGUAUGGGUAAAUCCUUUCUCCUUUGGUUUAUCAUAUACAAACAUGUCAGAAGAACCAUAUUUUUAUGAAAAUAGAAACGAAAACAGAUCAGAUAAUAGACGAUUACAAACAGAAACAUAUCAAGCAGAAGCUGCUUCUUCCUUCUUCUUUUUUCUAGGAUUCUUCCUAUCCUUAUAUAUUUUGUUUUAUUCCUCUUAA